This is a messenger RNA of Toxoplasma gondii ME49, 1207 nucleotides long. RefSeq lists its product as hypothetical. The transcript has a single exon. The coding region runs from base 98 to 1207 and encodes 369 amino acids. NCBI's taxonomy places the organism in Eukaryota, Apicomplexa, Conoidasida, Eucoccidiorida, Sarcocystidae. The record is from RefSeq and is a predicted model, not a curated record.
GAUUUUUACCCAUCUAGCGGCUGUUUGUACAGUACCUGCUGGUGCGUCAAAUCGUAGCGCUAGGCACCGGUGUUGGCGAAAAAGCUAGUGCGUUUGGAUGUUUGCGCGUCGUUACUCGGUACAUAAAGGAGCAUUACGGGUGAGUCGUUGCGCUCUGGAGGAUCUGAAAAAAGCAUUUUGCAUAUUUUCGUCGCUUAAUCUGUUUCUGUUUCUCACGAUGGCACCUGGAUUGUCGCACUUUUUGUUGCUGCUCGUCGCUGGGCUUGCGUAUUUCGGGAAGGAGUCGACUGUCUGGGCUCUUCGGUACCAGGCAGCAGGCGACUGGAACCCCCUGACGGACAACGCACCUGAGCUCGCCUCGGACCCGGUUGAGAAUGCCGACGAACCCUCUUCGAGAAUUCAGUCGUUCGUGGAAGCUUCAAAAGACAACUCAUCCAGCGGGGGGGACCGGGACAAGGGAGAAGGCGACAAGUCCCCGAAGGGGAUCGGGGAACGCCUUCGCAACUUUUUUUUUGUUCGCAAAAGCGGAAGUGGCACCUCUAAAGGUAAUCGUGACAUCAGCGAAUCACAUCUAGGAACCCCAGGAAAGUACACACAAAAAGGGGGUUCGUCAUCCACCACUUCUCUGCGUGGUGCAGGGGGAGGCAAGAAGGAGACGCCGGCAGGCAAGAAGGAGACGCCGACAGACAAGAAGGAGACGCCGACAGACAAGAAGGAGACGCCGGCAGCCAAGAAGGAAACCCCGGAGGACAAGAAGGAGACGCCGACAGGCAAGAAGGAAACCCCGGAGGACAAGAAGGAGACGCCGGCAGGCAAGAAGGAAACCCCGGCAGGCAAGAAGGAGACGCCGGCAGACGAAAAACCCGAAUCUUCAGAUAAGCAAACGACGGCUCAACUCAUCGACUCGCUAUCGAAGCAAAUGAUAAUCAAGCUCAAUUAUGUGGACAAGGAACUGACUGGCAAAGUGUUACCUGAUGACAAGCCAAAUGCAGAGGCAAUAAAUAGUGACUUACAUCUUGUAGCUAUAGAUUAUAAGUACGAAGUCUGCAACAUUCUUCAAGAAGUUCGUGAACUCGAGAAGGAUCCCAAACUGAAACCAAAGCAGAAGCUGACUUUGGCUGCAACGGCAGAUCGAGCCACGCAGGCUCUCGACAUGCUCAAACGAACAUUCGAUGAAGACAGACCCGAAUACUGCACAGACUUGUGA